CCAGCCCCGGCCCCCACCCCGCCUGGCCCAGCCCUAGCCUUAGCCGGGCCCGUCCCGUGCGGGCCCGUGCCGUCCCUCAGCCGGCGACGCCCGGGCUGCCCGCCUGCCCACCACCAUGGAGCUGGAGGACGGUGUGGUGUACCAAGAGGAGCCCGGCGGCUCCGGGGCCGUGAUGUCGGAGCGGGUGUCCGGCCUGGCCGGCUCCAUAUACCGCGAGUUCGAGCGGCUCAUCGGGCGCUACGACGAAGAGGUGGUCAAGGAGCUGAUGCCACUGGUGGUGGCGGUGCUGGAGAACCUGGACUCGGUGUUCGCGCAGGACCAGGAACACCAGGUGGAGCUGGAGCUGCUGCGGGACGACAACGAGCAGCUCAUCACCCAGUACGAGCGGGAGAAGGCGCUGCGCAAGCACGCCGAGGAGAAAUUCAUUGAAUUCGAAGAUUCUCAAGAACAGGAAAAAAAGGAUUUACAGACCCGAGUGGAAUCUCUAGAAUCUCAAACAAGACAACUUGAACUCAAAGCAAAAAACUAUGCUGAUCAGAUUAGCAGACUUGAAGAAAGAGAAGCAGAACUGAAGAAGGAAUAUAAUGCAUUACAUCAAAGACACACUGAGAUGAUCCAUAAUUAUAUGGAACACUUAGAAAGAACAAAACUUCAUCAACUCUCAGGGAGUGAUCAACUAGAGUCUGCAGCUCAUAGUAGAAUUAGAAAAGAACGCCCUAUAUCCUUAGGAAUUUUUCCAUUACCUGCUGGAGAUGGAUUGCUUACACCUGACACUCAGAAAGGAGGUGAGACCCCAGGAUCAGAGCAAUGGAAAUUUCAAGAAUUAAGUCAACCACGUUCUCAUACCAGUCUGAAGGUCAGCAAUAGUCCUGAACCUCUGAAGGCUGUAGAACAGGAGAUUCAAAGUCCAAGUGGAAAUUCGAUUUUGGAUGAACUUUCUGAUGUUAGCCAAGGUGGAUCUAAAGCUACCACUCCAGCAUCAAUAGCUACUUCAGAUGUGGCAGCAAUUCCUCCUGAUACUCCCUUAAAGGAAGAUAAUGAAGGAUCUGUGAAGGGUACUGACACACCAAAUAAGUCAGACAUAAGCAAACAUAUUGAAGUGCAGGUAGCCCAAGAAACUAGAAAUGCAUCUACAGGCUCUGCUGAAAAUGAAGAGAAGUCAGAAGUUCAAGCAAUCAUUGAGUCCACUCCUGAAUUGGAUAUGGACAAAGAUCUCAGUGGAUACAAAGGUUCAAGCACUCCCACCAAAGGCAUAGAGAACAAAGCUUUUGAUCGAAAUACAGAAUCUCUCUUUGAAGAACUGUCCUCAGCUGGCUCAGGCCUAAUUGGAGAUGUGGAUGAAGGAGCAGAUUUACUAGGGGAAUAUUCUGACCAUAAUUUCUUUGGAAUGGGUCGUGAAGUUGAGAAUCUUAUACUAGAAAAUACACAACUGUUGGAAACCAAAAAUGCUUUGAAUGUAGUAAAGAAUGAUCUGAUAGCAAAAGUGGAUGAACUCACCUGUGAGAAAGACGUGCUGCAAGGGGAAUUAGAGGCUGUGAAACAAGCCAAACUGAAGCUAGAAGAAAAGAACAAAGAAUUGGAAGAGGAGCUCAGAAAAGCUCGUGCAGAAGCUGAAGACGCAAGGCAGAAAGCAAAAGAUGAUGAUGAUAGUGAUAUACCCACAGCUCAGAGGAAGCGGUUUACUAGAGUAGAAAUGGCCCGUGUUCUCAUGGAAAGAAACCAGUAUAAGGAGAGAUUAAUGGAGCUUCAAGAAGCUGUUCGAUGGACAGAGAUGAUUCGGGCAUCACGAGAAAAUCCAGCCAUGCAGGAAAAAAAAAGGUCAAGCAUCUGGCAGUUUUUCAGCCGACUUUUCAGCUCCUCAAGUAAUACAACAAAGAAGCCUGAACCACCUGUUAAUCUGAAGUAUAAUGCACCCACCUCUCAUGUUACUCCUUCUGUCAAGAAAAGAAGCAGCACCUUAUCUCAGCUUCCUGGGGAUAAGUCCAAAGCUUUUGAUUUCCUUAGUGAAGAAACUGAAGCUAGUUUAGCCUCUCGCAGAGAACAAAAGAGAGAACAGUACCGUCAGGUAAAGGCACAUGUUCAGAAGGAAGAUGGUCGAGUGCAAGCUUUUGGCUGGAGUCUGCCUCAGAAGUAUAAACAGGUAACAAAUGGUCAAGGGGAAAAUAAGAUGAAAAAUUUGCCUGUGCCUGUCUAUCUCAGACCUCUAGAUGAAAAAGAUGCAUCCAUGAAGCUGUGGUGUGCUGUUGGAGUCAAUUUAUCUGGUGGGAAGACCAGAGAUGGUGGUUCUGUUGUUGGAGCAAGUGUAUUUUACAAAGAUGUUGCUGGUUUGGAUACUGAAGGCAGCAAACAGCGAAGUGCAUCUCAGAGUAGUUUAGAUAAGUUAGAUCAGGAACUUAAGGAACAGCAGAAGGAGUUAAAAAGUCAUGAAGAAUUAUCCAGUCAAGUCUGGAUCUGUACCAGCACUCAUUCAGCUACAAAAGUUAUCAUCAUUGAUGCUAUUCAACCAGGCAACAUCCUUGACAGUUUCACUGUUUGCAACUCUCACGUUCUUUGCAUUGCAAGUGUCCCAGGAGCCCGAGAAACAGACUAUCCUGCAGGAGAAGAACUUUCAGAAUCUGGUCAGGUGGACAAAGCAUCUUUAUGUGGAAGCAUGACAAGCAACAGCUCAGCAGAGACAGAUAGCUUGUUGGGAGGCAUCACAGUGGUUGGUUGCUCCACAGAAGGUGUGACAGGAACUGCCACUUCUCCUAGUACCAAUGGUGCUUCACCAGUGAUAGACAAACCACCAGAAAUGGAAGCGGAAAAUAGUGAGGUUGAUGAAAAUGUUCCAACAGCAGAAGAAGCAACUGAAGCCACAGAAGGCAAUGCAGGAUCCACUGAAGACACUGUGGACAUCUCCCAGCCUGGUGUAUACACAGAGCAUGUCUUUACAGAUCCUUUAGGAGUUCAGCUCCCAGAAGACCUCUCUCCAGUCUAUCAGUCAAGUAAUGACUCAGAUGUGUAUAAAGAUCAAGUAUCAGUAUUGCCAAAUGAACAAGACCUGGUGAGAGAAGAAGCUCAGAAAAUGAGUAGUCUUUUACCAACCAUGUGGCUUGGAGCUCAAAAUGGCUGUUUGUAUGUCCACUCAUCUGUAGCCCAGUGGAGGAAAUGCCUCCAUUCCAUUAAACUUAAAGAUUCGAUUCUCAGUAUUGUACACGUGAAAGGAAUUGUGUUAGUGGCCCUGGCUGAUGGCACCCUUGCAAUCUUUCACAGAGGAGUUGACGGACAGUGGGACUUAUCAAACUAUCAUCUCUUAGACCUUGGACGGCCUCACCAUUCCAUACGAUGUAUGACUGUGGUACACGACAAAGUCUGGUGUGGCUACAGAAACAAAAUCUAUGUGGUUCAGCCAAAGGCCAUGAAAAUAGAGAAAUCAUUUGAUGCACAUCCCAGGAAGGAGAGCCAAGUGCGGCAGCUUGCAUGGGUGGGUGACGGUGUGUGGGUCUCCAUUCGUUUGGAUUCCACACUUCGUCUCUAUCAUGCACAUACUUACCAACAUCUACAGGAUGUGGACAUUGAGCCUUAUGUAAGCAAAAUGUUAGGUACUGGAAAAUUGGGCUUCUCUUUUGUGAGGAUUACAGCUCUUAUGGUGUCUUGCAAUCGUUUGUGGGUGGGGACAGGAAAUGGUGUCAUUAUCUCCAUCCCAUUGACAGAAACCGUAAUCCUCCACCAGGGACGUUUACUGGGGCUGAGGGCAAAUAAAACCUCAGGAGCAACAGGAAAUCGUCCUGGCAGUGUAAUCCGUGUAUAUGGUGAUGAAAACAGUGAUAAAGUAACUCCAGGAACAUUUAUACCCUAUUGUUCAAUGGCACAUGCACAGCUUUGCUUCCAUGGACACCGGGAUGCUGUGAAAUUCUUUGUGGCAGUCCCAGGUCAAGUCAUUAGCCCACAAAGUGGCAGUAGUGGCACAGAUUUAACAAGUGAUAAAGCAGGACCAUCUGCACCGGAAUCCAGCAGCCAGACACCCUUGAAGUCUAUGCUUGUCAUCAGUGGAGGAGAGGGCUACAUUGACUUCCGGAUGGGUGAUGAAGGUGGAGAAUCAGAACUUCUUGGAGAAGAUCUUCCACUUGAACCAUCUGUCACCAAAGCAGAAAGAAGUCACUUGAUAGUAUGGCAAGUGAUGUAUGGCAGUGAGUGAGCCCAUAGGAUACAGGUGGAGAUAGGGACAUGUCUCUUCUGCAUGGUUUAUUUUUCCUUUUCCCCUUUAUUUAAUGCUUUUUUUUUUUUUUUUUGGUGAAAUAAGUUUCACCACAUAAUAUGUGAGCAUUUUUUCCUGUUAACUUUAUAUUACAAAAAUCUGUCUUGCCGUAACAAUACAGAGGAACUAGCUGUUUUACUGCACCAGUGUUAUAGGCAAUUUCAGUAUAUUAUGAACAAAUCAAAGAAUUACUUUCUUCAAACUGGUGAAUUACAGAAAGCAAUCCAGAUGUGGUUUUUUUCUGCCACAGUCUAAUGUCACUCACUUCAUUUGAUGGGGUCACUUUUUAGCUGUCACUAAUAAUGGAAUUAUUGGAAAACACUUGAUAAAUGAAACUGUACCAUUAAGUACUAUAACAGAGUUUUCCCUGGUGUAUAUAAAAUUGACACACACUACUAUCAGAUGGAGUGUCAGGAUUUGUCUAACUGUCCCAAGAAGGCUAAAAGCUAACUGUAAAUUAACUUUCACUUUUCAAGUCUGACAAAUCUUGUUUAUAUGGUAUAUAAAACUUUGUUUUCAUCAGAUUUUCAGGGGGUUUUAUAUUAAAGAAAUUAAGACUACACUAUUUAAAUAAAAGUUUCCUGUUUCUGACUUAUUAGAGCUCUAAAGUUUAUGAGACCUGCUUCUCUGAAUAUCCUGAUUUUUUUUUUUUUUGAGACUAGUUUCUCUUGUUUUCAAACUGACACGUUUGAGAAGUUUAUAAUUUUAUAAAGCUUAGAAGAAGCUUUAGCCGUGUGUUUUGUAUUCAUCGUACCAGAGAUGGUGGUGGUUAAUUCGGGGUUUUUUUCCGUAUAAAAUAUCACCUAUUUGCCACAUGUUCCUGGGCUGCUCUGACCUGUUAGAAAUAAAAGUGAAGUCGUGAUGGAGGGUGAUGGAGUCUGUCCUCACCAAUUAAGUGAGGAUUUUGUGUGUAUAUGUGUGUGUGUUCCUGAGGACCAAACUAGGGCCUCGUGCAUGCCAGUCAAGUAUGCUUACCACUGAGCUACAUCACUAGCCCAUUGAAUGAGACAUUUGACCAGGAGGGUUGUUUUCUUUUUUCUGUGUAAAACUACUAAAUACUUGGUAUUUUGGAUGUAAGUAACAUGUUUAAGCUUUUGCGCCCUUCUAAGCUCAAAAUACUAUCUUCAAAAAGGAAAACUAUGAAGGGGAAGAAGACAAAGCUGAUAUACCAUAUAUAUAUAUAUAUAAAGUCAAGGCUGAUAAUUACAUCUUUUCAAUUAACAGUGUCCAUUUAAAAAAUAGAUUAGAAUCUAUAUUUAAUUGAUUUUUUUCCCUUAGUAAGUUUUUUAAAACCAUGAUGCUUUAGGUUUUUUCCUCUCAAGCUUCUUAUUGUUACUCUAGGCAAAGUUAAAUAUAAUUUUAUGCUAUUUUAAAAAUGCAAACCUAUUGGGGCUAGGGCUGAGGCUCAGUAGUAGAGCACUUGCCUAGCAUGUGUGAGGCACUGGGUUUGAGCCUCAGCACCACAUAAAAAAUAAAGGUAUUGUGUCCAUCUACAACUAAAAAAAAAAAAAAAAAUACAAACUUACGGGAAAAAUGUUCCCCCAUCAUUGUAAGGACUUCAAAGAAAAGAAAGCAAACACA
This is a messenger RNA of Ictidomys tridecemlineatus (thirteen-lined ground squirrel), 5818 nucleotides long. The record is from RefSeq and is a predicted model, not a curated record. Lineage: Eukaryota; Metazoa; Chordata; Mammalia; Rodentia; Sciuridae.